AUCUGACAUGGAACAACUGUUUUCUGAUUGGAAUUUUGAAGAUAAUUUUCACAUGUCCUCUAAUAAAAGAUCAGUCAGACCAUAGGAUGAACUAGUGGAGCUACUAUGGAGAGAUGGUCAGGUGGUUUUACAAAGCCAAGUCCGUAGAGAACCAUCAGUCCAAGUCCAAACCCACAAACAUGAUCAAGCCCUACGAAAACCAAAUAAUACUUACCUUGAGAACCAAGAAACAAUACGAAAACAUAACGAAAAUGUUCAGGGAGAUCAAGAAACCGUCUCAUGGAUCCAGUACCCUCCUGAAGAUGUAGUUGACCCCUUCGAAUCCGAGUUCUCCUCCCACUUCUUCUCUUCAGUCGAUCAUCUUGAUGGUCCAAAUCAUCCCAAGAAGCCACUGACUAUCAAAGAGGCGGCUAAACCGGAGGCUAAAGCCAUGGCUCCUCCUAAGUUUUGGCCACCGGUUGUAAGCGUUGGACCGAGCCAUUGUGGGAGCAACCAGUCUACAAAUGAUCAUCAAGUGACUCAUCCUCCGGUUUCUAUGAGUGAUAGAAGCAAGAACGUCGAAGAAAGACUUGACACUUCGUCUGGUGGGUCGUCCGGCUGCAGCAAAGAAACUGAGAGUGGAAGAAGCGUAUCCAUUAGCCGUAAAAGAAAACAUGCAAUGGACACUGAUCAAGAAUCCAUGUCUCAGUCUGAUGUACGUUUGAUGCCAACCGAUGAUCAAACCAUGGGUAACAAAUCUAGCCAACGGUCAGGAUCUACUAGAAGAAGCCGUGCGGCUGAAGUUCAUAAUCUCUCAGAAAGGAGAAGAAGAGAUCGGAUUAAUGAGAGAAUGAAAGCUCUACAAGAACUUAUACCUCAUUGCAGUAAAACUGAUAAAGCGUCGAUUUUGGAUGAAGCCAUUGAUUACUUGAAAACACUACAAAUGCAACUCCAAGUGAUGUGGAUGGGAAGUGGAAUGGCGGCAGCGGCAGCAGCAGCAGCGACUCCAAUGAUGUUUCCCGGUGUACAGUCAUCUCAAUAUAUAAAUCAGAUGGCUAUGCAGAGUCAAAUGCAAAUGCCUCAAUUUCCGGUUAUGAACCGUCCUGCUGCACAGAACCAUCCCGGUUUAGUAUGUCAAAACCCGGCCGUACAGUUUCAGAUGCAAGCACAGAACCAAAUGUUGUCGGAGCAGCUUGCUAGGUACAUGGGUGGGUUUCCACCGAUGCCGGCAACCACUCAGACGCAAACAGUGCAACAACCAAUGGACAUGAUGAGAUUUGGGUCUCAGGUGGGACAACAAAGUCAACUGUCGACACCGGUUACCACCGACAGUCUUCGUAUGGGUAAAACUGGCUGACGUGGAAAAAUGUUUUUUUCAUGAUAUUAUUCUUAUUAUCUAUUUUAGAGGCAUAAACAUGAAACUUAAGAAAUGUAUUAUACGGUUCUACUAAGGCAGUACAGUCAAAUAUUAAUACUUUUAUUGAGAACAACAAGAUGUCUUGUAUCAUCUAUUUUUAUAUUUGGAUGAGUGAUACGCAAAUCAACAUUGUUAACUUGAUAAUGUGAUUAUUAUUUCCUCUUA
This is a messenger RNA of Brassica rapa (field mustard), 1561 nucleotides long. RefSeq names its product transcription factor PIF5. Gene Ontology annotation, biological process: regulation of DNA-templated transcription. Lineage: Eukaryota; Viridiplantae; Streptophyta; Magnoliopsida; Brassicales; Brassicaceae. Gene Ontology annotation, molecular function: protein dimerization activity; DNA-binding transcription factor activity. The record is from RefSeq and is a predicted model, not a curated record.